UCAAAUGAAGAAGAUUCGUGAGUCAUGCGCAUCUCCGCCUUCCCGAUGCCGUUUCUUCUUCUUGUCUUAAAGCACUCCCCUUCUAACCGAAAAUCAAACGAAACUCCUCUUCCUUCCGUCCUUCCCCCCUCGCCUCUUCUAUAAAUAUUAUUAUAUCCUCCCUUCACUUCUCUGCUCGCCACAUCUUCCCAGGUUUAUAUUUGCUUAUUUAUAUUUUACAGCUAUCCAUCUCUCUUUCUAAAAAUUGCAUCCAAUUAAGCAUAGAAGUCGCUCCUUGUGCUCUUCUUCCAACGGUUGCCAGCAAGUGCUUGCUGGCAGGUAAACCGUUUGGCGCACACUUUUGAAGAUUAUGAGUUCCCAAAGGGCAUUGAAACCUAGUAAAGCCUUAGAGGGUGUACACGGGGUGCAAGUAGUUCCUCAUUCACCAUUUGCAUUGGAGGAGAUUAACCAACAUGGGGACUUCCUGCACACUCAUGAUAAAUCAUUUAUUACAGCAAAUCAACCACUACUGAUUCAAGUAUGGCAGCAGAGACCAGCUUGUUUGAGGCCUGUAAGAUGUUGUAUGCAAGGGGACCAGAAUCUUCUAGAGACAGUUGCCAAUGUGUUAACAUCAAUUCCUUUUAUUGCUCUUGGGAUCCAGACCCCAAGGAAAAAUUUGAACACUAAGCUGUAUGCUAAUUCACUCAUUGGAGUUGGAGUUGUAUCCACUUUGUAUCAUUCUUCUAGAGGAAAGCUGAGGAAGUAUUUAAGGUGGGCUGAUUAUACAAUGAUAGCCACAGCAACAGUGUGUCUAUCAAGAGCCCUUAGAAACGAGAACCCAAAGUUACUGAUGGCAGCAUCUGCUUUACUUCUACCUGUCCAGCCUCUGAUGGUUUCAGCUGUUCACACUGGAAUGAUGGAGGUAGCAUUUGCAAAAAGAGCAUUAAAAGAUCCAGAACUAAGAAUGGCUCACAAUGUGCAUAAGAUGUCAUCACUGCUGGGAGGUGUUCUUUUCAUUGCAGAUGACGUGUUUCCUAGUACUCCUUUCCUUCAUGCUGCAUGGCAUCUUGCCGCAGCUGUUGGUGUUGGCACGUGUAACAAGCUUCUUGAGUAGUGCAUAUAUCUCAGGUCAAUCCCUAUAUCUAUGAUUCAUUCCUUACUAUUCAUUUAUCCUGAGAGCUGGGAGAACAAAAUUGCUUUGUUCGAUCAGGAGAACAAAAUUGCUUUGUUCGAUCAGGCAUAAAAUAAGGUAGAAUGUAGAAUUUUUGUCUUCGAUCAGCAUAACAUGCUGCAUUAUUGAACUGGGACCCAAACUGGGUCCUUUUAUUUUUCUUUUUCUAUUACUAUUAAUUAUUUCCCUAAA
Messenger RNA from Theobroma umbraticum, 1342 nucleotides. RefSeq lists its product as uncharacterized. The record is from RefSeq and is a predicted model, not a curated record. NCBI's taxonomy places the organism in Eukaryota, Viridiplantae, Streptophyta, Magnoliopsida, Malvales, Malvaceae.